AUGAUGAUGCGACUCCACAUCCGUGUUGCAUUCACAUCGCUGUCAACCAGCAGAGGUUACGUCUCCCAUGACGGCGGCCACCUCGGUACUCGCCGGUGCGCUUCGCAGACCACCUCGUCCACCAGCUUCUCGGCGAGCAAGUCGGCACCGUUGUUGAAUGCGUCCGGCACAUCCUCCGCCCGUAUCAAGCCCCCUUCCUACCUGUACCGCUCCUUCAUGGGCCACUCCACACGCUUUGCCGCGAUGGCGCCUCCGCUCAUGCGCGCCGGUAUCACGCAGCUGGAACGCGAGCCUCUGGCGCAUAGCACCCCGGGCCGCAUCAACGACCACAUUUGCAUCGGUAUGGUCAAGACGCUGCGCUGGCUGGCGGAUCGCGCCUUUCGUGAGCGGUAUAUUCACCGGGCAACAAUGCUGGUAACCGUGGCGGCUGCAGCACCAGCGGCGGGCUCUGUGGCGGCAUAUUUACGCAUGUUCUUCAGGCGGAGCAACAGCAACAGCACCUGCACGGGCGAUUCAACGAUGUCCACAACAGCCGAGGCGAGCUCCCCGUUUCUGGUCUGUGGCGGCUCGCCAAAUGCCGGCGCUGCCCCACCUGUUCCUGGUGCACGCCGCUCCUUCGCCAUGGCGCGCCGAUCACUGUACAUGUCUACGUCCAGCGCCACCAUGGAAGGAGCGGGGUCGACACUAGAGCAUUCCUAUGUGGACGAGCUCCGCGGCCUGCUCGCGCAGUGCGAGAGCCACGCCGUUCAUUACCAAGUACUGAGCUGCAUGGCCGAAAUCACCCUUCUUGAGCGCGGUCUCGUACUCCUGCUGCAGGCGGUACACUUCACCAUCUACCUGGCUUUGUUUCUCUUCUAUCCGCGCAUGGGGUUUCGACUCAUGGCUUACACAGCGGAGGAGUCCUCUGUGGUGUGGACGCAGAUGGUGAACGAUGUCGACCUUGGCAAGAUUGCCGAGCCGCGCGUGCCGCAACUGGCACUGCACUACUGGGGCCUAGAGGGAGUCUUUACCGCACAGGCGGCGCCACCGCCGAAAACGCCGGCUCCGCAGGAGCAGGAAGCGCUUCUCUACAAGACCAGCGAGGGACUUGUGGCAGAGCAGAGCCCUGUUGCUGACGCGCCGAUAUCGGGUGCCUCACCGUAUGGUAGCAAUAACGGCAAUCGGGCUGCAACGCCUUUGUCGCGAUUCGUCGACCGUGUGUCAGUGCCUUUCGAGGUGACCGGUCCUUGCCACGACAGUGCUGUGAACCGAAAGAAGAGUGAAGAACGCGUCAUCACUCCCUCCGACCUUGACGCCGCCCCCGAGGCGUCCGUCUUGACGCUGCGCGACGUUGCACUGCUCAUCCGCUCUGAUGAGAUGAUCUUCCGCGACCUGAAUCACGAGCUGGCGAAUAAGCUGGACAUACAGCCGAGCUGGACGCAGCGCCUCUUAGCAUUCCUUAGCGGAGAGAAGUAG
Messenger RNA from Leishmania mexicana MHOM/GT/2001/U1103, 1455 nucleotides. RefSeq lists its product as hypothetical. Gene Ontology annotation, cellular component: mitochondrion. Gene Ontology annotation, biological process: alternative respiration. Lineage: Eukaryota; Euglenozoa; Kinetoplastea; Trypanosomatida; Trypanosomatidae. Gene Ontology annotation, molecular function: alternative oxidase activity. The transcript has a single exon. The coding region runs from base 1 to 1455 and encodes 484 amino acids. The record is from RefSeq and is a predicted model, not a curated record.